AUGAAUCUCUCUGACCUAUCAGCCCCUCAGAUCCGGCCUCCUUCGCCAUAUCGAGAUCAUAAUCCCCGGAAGCGCGGGAGAACAGCAUGCACCAGAUGCAAGACCCGUAAGCAAAAGUGCGAUAAUGAGUACCCUGUUUGCUCCAACUGCCUCAGAGCCGGUACUGAAUGCGACAAGGAAUCAGUCAGGCAGGAAAAUGGCUCCCAGAGCGAGUACACCCGCGCUUUGGAAGAGCGCAUUGCAUAUCUUGAAACGCGGCUGGAGUCCAGAACGAGCAGCCGUGCUGGGAGCCAUGUCGCUCCUCCGGUAGCUGCGCUUUUGUCGCCUCACAAUCAAGAGACGGGAACUACAGUCCCUGGGGCAGGCCAUGCUACUGGGAAUGGUAUGGACCACAACGCUGUCGGGGAGCUUGUUGGGUUUCUUGCCAUUAACUCCUCCGAGGCCCCCGCGUAUAUCGGCUCCAGCUCUGGACUCUCUCUUGCGGCGAAUCUGGGCGAGAUGGUACAGGCCACGGUGUGGAAUCAGGUUUUGUCUCCAUCGCGCAACCGGCCGUCUUCACCUAGCGGAGGGAGAGGAAGUGGUUCUGCACCUUCUGAUCAUGAGAUGUCAGGUCUUCCACCUCAACCUUCGUCGUCAGGUAAGGGUCCUGCUAUGGAUCGUCCACGGACGUUGCGCAUGGAGGAGCUCCUCGCGAAAAGCACAGAGCCGCCAAACGAUGAAAUGGGCGGACGAAUUCUCCAUGCAUACUUGACCAGGCUUCAUAUUCGUUACCCAUUCCUUGACCGCAAGGACCUGUGGCGUCUGCACGAGAACCGAUGGCGAUUGGCAAAGGCCAAAAGGGAAGAGCUCAGCCAGUCCGAGCGAUUUGGUAUAUUCAAGCUGUACCUAACGUAUGCUAUUGGCGCAACAACAAUGCAACUGAGCGAGAAAUAUGAUUAUGUUCCGCCAGAGCGCUUUUAUAUCACGGCCCUUCAGCAAGUGCCAGCCAUGUGUGACACUCGAUCCGUGGAAAACGUUGAAGCCAUGACGCUCUUGGUUGUAUAUCACCUUCGCUCUGCCUCCAGUCAGGGCGUAUGGUACAUGAUCGGCCUUGCUAUGCGCACAGCAAUUGACCUUGGACUACACCGUAAAGCAAACGAGAUCAACCUAGACCCGAUCACUGCACAGAUGCGCCGCCGUCUCUUCUGGACCGUAUACUACCUCGAACGUGUCGUCUCCAUGUCCCUCGGACGCCCUUUUAGUAUUGCCGACAGACACAUCGACCUCCCUCUUCCUCUCGACGUCGACGAUGACGUUCGCGACCCUGCCCUUCUGCCGCCCCCUUCCCCUCCCGUGCCUUCCUCUUCUCCGUCAAUCAACAACAACCCAGAUACGACCACGGACAAUCACCGCAUAACAACCCUAACAUUCUCUAGAUAUUUGAUCAAACUCCGGCGCAUCGACUCGCGCAUUCAGCACAAGAUUUACCGUGCCGACAGACCACUCCACUCCCUCCGCUCCAAAAUGGACGCCCUGUUCCUCGAACUCGAAGAGUGGAAAACCUCUGCUCUCCAACGCUUCACAGGCUCAGACCUAGACUACCCAAUGCUCCACUACAACCGCGCUCUCCGCCUCCUCAUCCAGCCUUUUCUCCCUUCCCUCCCACUAACAGAUCCGUACUUCCAUAUUUGCCUCCGCGCCGCAGGCGACAUCUGCCAAACUCAUAAGCGCCUCCACCAAACCAUCGAAUACGGACACUCCUUCCUGGCAGUGCAAACCGUCUUCAUGGCGGGUAUCACCCUCCUCUACGCCCUCUGGACACACAGUGACCGGGUCUGGUCCGUGCGCAUAAGCAACGAUAUCCGCGCGUGCUCGACGGUCCUCUUCGUCAUGGGCGAACGCGCAACAUGGGUAAAGAAAUACCGCAACGCGUUCGAGCUCCUCGUCAACGCAGCCAUGGAAAAACUCCAGGGUAGCGAGGCCGCAAAGACAGCCGGCAUGGCCGAGCUAAUGACCGCUCAGCAACUCGGCGUCGAUGUCUCUGGCGCCGCGGGCAUCAGUCUCGGCGGCCCGGGCGUUGCAUCCGGGUCGACGACGAAUGGUACUGGCCCUGUCAAUAAUCUCGGUGCUAGUGCUAGUUCUGGCCACACCAGCAACGGCGGUCUUGAUCCUGGUGCUGGUCCCUCGGUCCCCACGAUGACACCGGACUACGCUGCUACAACUACCGCAGCCACAAACCCACAGGCAACAGGCCUGCAGUAUGACUUGAACCAGAACCAAGCGACAUCACUGGAUGCAGCGAGCCAAGAUCAUGGCGUGCGCAUGGCGAUGCAGCUGGCGCCGUGGAUUGAUCUUGAAGAAGGGAAUGGGCCGUUUUGGGUUCCUGAUUUUGAGACCCUUGAAAGCUUCUCAGGAGGCUUUUGGCCCGCGCCGUUUGAACCGCUAUAG
Aspergillus calidoustus is the source of this 2427-nucleotide messenger RNA. The record is from the annotation of a GenBank genome assembly. Lineage: Eukaryota; Fungi; Ascomycota; Eurotiomycetes; Eurotiales; Aspergillaceae.